ACAACCACCACUCCAGAACCAACGACCACUUCAGAACCAACUACCACUCCGGAACAAACCACCACCCCGGAACCAACUACCAGUUCAAAACCAACAACCACUCCGGAACAAACCACCACCCCGGAACCAACUACCAAACCAACCACCACUCCAGAGUCAACCACCACCCCAGAACCAACCUCCACUCCAGAACAAACCACCACUCCAAAACCAACAACCACUCCAGAACCAACCACCACUCCAGAACCAACGACCACUUCAGAACCAACUACCACUCCGGAACAAACCACCACCCCGGAACCAACUACCAGUCCAAAACCAACAACCACUCCGGAACAAACCACCACCCCGGAACCAACUACCAGUCCAAAACCAACAACCACUCCAGAACAAACCACCACUCCAGAACCAACCACCACUCCAGAACCAACCACUACUUCUGGACCCAUCACUACUUCAGAACCAACAACCACCCCAGAACAAACCACCACCCCAGAACCAACCUCCACUCCAAAACAAACCACCACUCAAGAACCAACCACAACCCCAGAACCAACCACCACUCCAGAGUCAACCACCACACCAGAACAAACCACAACUCCAGAACCAACCACCACCCCUGAACCAACCACCACUCCAGAACCAACGACCACUUCAGAACCAACUACCACUCCAGAACCAACCACCACUCCGGAACAAACCACCACCCCUGAACCAACCACCACUCCAAAACCAACAACCACUUCAGAACCAACUACCACUCCAGAACCAACCACCACUCCGGAACAAACCACCACCCCGGAACCAACUACCAGUCCAAAACCAACAACCACUCCAGAACAAACCACCACUCCAGAACCAACCACCACUCCAGAACCAACCACUACUUCUGGACCCAUCACCACUUCAGAACCAACAACCACCCCAGAACAAACCACCACCCCAGAACCAACCUCCACUCCAGAACAAACCACCACUCCAGAACCAACCACAACCUCAGAACCAACCACCACUCCAGAGUCAACCACCACACCAGAACCAACCACAACUCCAGAACCAACCACCACCCCUGAACCAACCACCACUCCAGAACCAACGACCACUUCAGAACCAACUACCACUCCAGAACAAACCACCACUCCGGAACAAACCACCACCCCUGAACAAACCACCACUCCAGAACCAACGACCACUUCAGAACCAACUACCACUCCAGAACCAACCACCACCCCGGAACCAACUACCAGUCCAAAACCAACGACCACUUCAGAACCAACAACCACUCCGGAACAAACCACCACCCCGGAACCAACUACCAGUCCAAAACCAACAACCACUCCGGAACAAACCACCACCCCGGAACCAACUACCAAACCAACAACCACCCCAGAACAAACCACCACCCCAGAACCAACCUCCACUCCAGAACAAACCACCACUCAAGAACCAACCACAACCCCAGAACCAACCACCACUCCAGAGUCAACCACCACACCAGAACAAACCACAACUCCAGAACCAACAACCACCCCUGAACCAACCACCACUCCAGAACCAACGACCACUUCAGAACCAACUACCACUCCAGAACCAACCACCACUCCGGAACAAACCACCACCCCUCAACCAACCACCACUCCAGAACCAACGACCACUUCAGAACCAACUACCACUCCAGAAUCAACCACCACUCCGGAACAAACCACCACCCCUGAACCAACCACCACUCCAGAACCAACGACCACUUCAGAACCAACUACCACUCCGGAACAAACCACCACCCCGGAACCAACUACCAGUCCAAAACCAACAACCACUCCGGAACAAACCACCACCCCGGAACCAACUACCAGUCCAAAACCAACAACCACUCCAGAACAAACCACCACCCCAGAACCAACCUCCACUCCAAAACAAACCACCACUCAAGAACCAACCACAACCCCAGAACCAACCACCACUCCAGAGUCAACCACCACACCAGAACAAACCACAACUCCAGAACCAACCACCACCCCUGAACCAACCACCACUCCAGAACCAACGACCACUUCAGAACCAACUACCACUCCAGAACCAACCACCACUCCGGAACAAACCACCACCCCUGAACCAACCACCACUCCAGAACCAACAACCACUUCAGAACCAACUACCACUCCAGAACCAACCACCACUCCGGAACAAACCACCACCCCGAAACCAACUUCCAGUCCAAAACCAACAACCACUCCAGAACAAACCACCACUCCAGAACCAACCACCACUCCAGAACCAACCACUACUUCUGGACCCAUCACCACUUCAGAACCAACAACCACCCCAGAACAAACCACCACCCCAGAACCAACCUCCACUCCAGAACAAACCACCACUCCAGAACCAACCACAACCUCAGAACCAACCACCACUCCAGAGUCAACCACCACACCAGAACCAACCACAACUCCAGAACCAACCACCACCCCUGAACCAACCACCACUCCAGAACCAACGACCACUUCAGAACCAACUACCACUCCAGAACAAACCACCACUCCGGAACAAACCACCACCCCUGAACAAACCACCACUCCAGAACCAACGACCACUUCAGAACCAACUACCACUCCAGAACCAACCACCACCCCGGAACCAACUACCAGUCCAAAACCAACGACCACUUCAGAACCAACAACCACUCCGGAACAAACCACCACCCCGGAACCAACUACCAGUCCAAAACCAACAACCACUCCGGAACAAACCACCACCCCGGAACCAACUACCAGUCCAAAACCAACAACCACUCCAGAACAAACCACCACUCCAGAACCAACCACCACUCCAGAACCAACCACUACUUCUGGACCCAUCACCACUUCAGAACCAACAACCACCCCAGAACAAACCACCACCCCAGAACCAACCUCCACUCCAGAACAAACCACCACUCAAGAACCAACCACAACCCCAGAACCAACCACCACUCCAGAGUCAACCACCACACCAGAACAAACCACAACUCCAGAACCAACAACCACCCCUGAACCAACCACCACUCCAGAACCAACGACCACUUCAGAACCAACUACCACUCCAGAACCAACCACCACUCCGGAACAAACCACCACCCCUCAACCAACCACCACUCCAGAACCAACGACCACUUCAGAACCAACUACCACUCCAGAAUCAACCACCACUCCGGAACAAACCACCACCCCGGAACCAACUACCAGUCCAAAACCAACAACCACUCCAGAACAAACCACCACUCCAGAACCAACCACCACUCCAGAACCAACCACUACUUCUGGACCCAUCACCACUUCAGAACCAACAACCACGCCAGAACAAACCACCACCCCAGAACCAACCUCCACUCCAGAACCUGAACCAACCACCACUCCAGAACCAACAACCACUUCAGAACCAACUACCACUCCAGAACCAACCACCACUCCGGAACAAACCACAACCCCGGAACCAACUACCAGUCCAAAACCAACGACCACUUCAGAACCAACUACCACUCCGGAACAAACCAGCACCCCGGAACCAACUACCAGUCCAAAACCAACAACCACUUCAGAACCAACUACCACUCCGGAACAAACCACCACCCCGGAACCAACUACCAGUCCAAAACCAACAACCACUCCAGAACAAACCACCACUCCAGAACCAACCACCACUCCAGAACCAACCACUACUUCUGGACCCAUCACCACUUCAGAACCAACAACCACCCCAGAACAAACCACCACCCCAGAACCAACCUCCACUCCAGAACAAACCACAACUCAAGAACCAACCACAACCCCAGAACCAACCACCACUCCAGAACCAACCACCACUCCGGAACAAACCACCACCCCGGAACCAACUACCAGUCCAAAACCAACGACCACUUCAGAACCAACUACCACUCCAGAACCAACAACCACUUCAGAACCAACUACCACUCCAGAACCAACCACCACUCCGGAACAAACCACAACCCUGGAACCAACUACCAGUCCAAAACCAACGACCACUUCAGAACCAACUACCACUCCGGAACAAACCAGCACCCCGGAACCAACUACCAGUCCAAAACCAACAACCACUCCGCAACAAACCACCACCCCGGAACCAACUACCAAACAAACCACCACCCCAGAACCAACCUCCACUCCAGAACAAACCACAACUCAAGAACCAACGACCACUUCAGAACCAACUACCACUCCAGAACCAACCACCACUCCGGAACAAACCACCACCCCGGAACCAACUACCAGUCCAAAACCAACAACCACUCCAGAACAAACCACCACUCCAGAACCAACCACCACUCCAGAACCAACCACUACUUCUGGACCCAUCACCACUUCAGAACCAACAACCACCCCAGAACAAACCACCACCCCAGAACCAACCUCCACUCCAGAACAAACCACCACUCAAGAACCAACCACAACCCCAGAACCAACCACCACUCCAGAGUCAACCACCACACCAGAACAAACCACAACUCCAGAACCAACCACCACCCCUGAACCAACCACCACUCCAGAACCAACGACCACUUCAGAACCAACUACCACUCCAGAACCAACCACCACUCCGGAACAAACCACCACCCCUGAACCAACCACCACUCCAGAACCAACGACCACUUCAGAACCAACUACCACUCCAGAACCAACCACCACUCCGGAACAAACCACCACCCCGGAACCAACUACCAGUCCAAAACCAACAACCACUCCAGAACAAACCACCACUCCAGAACCAACCACCACUCCAGAACCAACCACUACUUCUGGACCCAUCACCACUUCAGAACCAACAACCACCCCAGAGCAAACCACAACUCCAGAACAAACCACCACCCCUGAACCAACCACCACUCAAGAACCAACCACCACUCCAGAACCAACCACUUCUUCUGGACCCAUCACCACUUCAGAACCAACCACCACACCAGAACAAACCACAACUCCAGAACAAACCACCACCCCUGAACCAACCACCACUCCAGAACCAACGACCACUUCAGAACCAACUACCACUCCAGAACCAACCACCACUCCGGAACAAACCACCACCCCUGAACCACCAGAACCAACCACCACUCCGGAACAAACCACCACCCCUGAACCAACCACCACUCCAGAACCAACGACCACUUCAGAACCAACUACCACUCCAGAACCAACCACCACUCCGGAACAAACCACCACCCAGGAAACAACCACCAGUCCAAAACCAACAACCACUCCAGAACAAACCACCACUCCAGAACCAACCACCACUCCAGAACCAACCACUACUUCUGGACCCAUCACCACUUCAGAACCAACAACCACCCCAGAACAAACCACAACUCCAGAACAAACCACCACCCCUGAACCAACCACCACUCCAGAACCAACCACUACUUCUGGACCCAUCACCACUUCAGAACCAACCACCACACCAGAACAAACCACAACUCCAGAACAAACCACCACCCCUGAACCAACCACCACUCCAGAACCAACGACCACUUCAGAACCAACUACCACUCCAGAACCAACCACCACUCCGGAACAAACCACCACCCCUGAACCAACCACCACUCCAGAACCAACGACCACUUCAGAACCAACUACCACUCCAGAACCAACCACCACUCCGGAACAAACCACCACCCCGGAACCAACUACCAGUCCAAAACCAACAACCACUCCAGAACAAACCACCACUCCAGAACCAACCACCACUCCAGAACCAACCACUACUUCUGGACCCAUCACCACUUCAGAACCAACAACCACCCCAGAACAAACCACCACCCCAGAACCAACCUCCACUCCAGAACAAACCACCACUCAAGAACCAACCACAACCCCAGAACCAACCACCACUCCAGAGUCAACCACCACACCAGAACAAACCACAACUCCAGAACCAACCACCACCCCUGAACCAACCACCACUCCAGAACCAACGACCACUUCAGAACCAACUACCACUCCAGAACCAACCACCACUCCGGAACAAACCACCACCCCUGAACCAACCACCACUCCAGAACCAACGACCACUUCAGAACCAACUACCACUCCAGAACCAACCACCACUCCGGAACAAACCACCACCCCGGAACCAACCACCAGUCCAAAACCAACAACCACUCCAGAACAAACCACCACUCCAGAACCAACCACCACUCCAGAACCAACCACUACUUCUGGACCUAUCACCACUUCAGAACCAACAACCACCCCAGAACAAACCACCACCCCAGAACCAACCUCCACUCCAGAACCAACCACCACUCCAGAACAAACCCCUACCCCAGAACCAACCCCCACUCAGGAACCAACCACUACUCCAGAACCAACCACCACCCAAGUACCAACCUCCACCCAAGUAACAACACAAUGUGCACCACCAAAUGUGAAUGUGCCGACUGUUGGUCCGCAGUGUCUAGCUGUUGGUGUAACCACACUUUCUGUGACUUGGACUAAUGUAACCGCCACCAAUGCUGUAGGUGGGAGCAUCAUUUGUACCGAUUCUGGAGACGGAACUGGAGUGACGACCUCUGGUGGCACCUUUGGAGCAGGAUCACACACAAUCACGUGCAGUGUAACUCUUUCUGAGUAUUGCUAUGGCUCCAAUAGCUUCACCUUUCUCGUAUUAGCGACACCAAUUGUGUAUGUGCCAACAGUGAGUUCAAAGUGUGCAGAUGUUGGUGCAUCUACGGCCUCUGUAACGUGGCCAGUCGUAACUGCCACCAAUGCUGCGGGAGGGAGCAUCUCUUGCAGUGAUUCUGGAGAUGGAGCCGGUGUGACAACCACCGGUGGAACAUUUGGAGUAGGAUCGCAUACGGUCACGUGCACUGUAACUAAUUCUGGCAACUGCACAGGCUCCAAUAGUUUCACGUUUGUUGUUGCAGGUAUUGAGCAUGACUAG
Molecule: messenger RNA, 6927 nt
Organism: Patiria miniata (bat star)
Lineage: Eukaryota; Metazoa; Echinodermata; Asteroidea; Valvatida; Asterinidae
Product: mucin-2-like
Exons: 9
Source: RefSeq, a predicted model, not a curated record